Molecule: messenger RNA, 5762 nt
Organism: Equus caballus (horse)
Lineage: Eukaryota; Metazoa; Chordata; Mammalia; Perissodactyla; Equidae
Gene: CDADC1
Product: cytidine and dCMP deaminase domain containing 1
Cellular component (GO): cytoplasm
Molecular function (GO): zinc ion binding; hydrolase activity
Source: RefSeq, a predicted model, not a curated record
GUUGGCUGCGCCGAGUUGGCAGUUGCCGCAGAGUUGCUGGGAGGUGACGAGAGGUGGAGUCGCUGGGGCUAAGAUCAUGCCUCACAGCGAAAGGUUUUCUGGGCAGCAGAGGCCGCUAGGCUUGGGAUGAAAGAAGCAGGGCAGAUGCAAAAUCUGGAGAGCGCGGGGGCCGGGCGGUCAGUGAGCACCCAGACUGGCAGCAUGACCGGUCAAAUACCAAGGCUUUCUAAAGUCAACCUUUUCACUCUGCUCAGUCUCUGGAUGGAGCUCUUUCCAGCAGAAGCCCAAAGACAAAAAUCUCAGGAAAAGGAAGAGGGAAAGCAUGGACCCCUCGGAGAUAAUGAAGAGGUGGCCAGAGUAUCUACUGAUAAAAAACUGGUGAAGAGAACUGGUCUUGUGGUGGUGAAAAACACGAAAAUUGUUGGUCUGCACUGCUCUAGUGAAGAUUUACAUGCUGGGAAAAUUGCUCUUGUAAAACAUGGGUCAAGACUGAAAAACUGUGAUCUUUAUUUUUCCAGAAAACCAUGUUCUGCUUGUUUGAAAAUGAUUGUAAAUGCUGGAGUUAACCGAAUUUCAUACUGGCCUGCUGAUCCAGAAAUAAGUUUGCUUGCUGAGGCUUCUAGUUCUGAAGAUGCAAAGUUAGAUGCCAAAGCAGUGGAAAGAUUGAAGUCAAACAGUCGGGCCCAUGUGUGUGUCUUACUUCAGCCUUUGGUGUGUUAUAUGGUGCAGUUUGUAGAGGAGACCUCUUACAAAUGUGACUUUAUUCAGAAAAUUACAAAAACAUUGCCGGAUGCUAACGGUGACUUUUAUUCUGAAUGUAAACAAGAAAGAAUAAAAGAAUAUGAAAUGCUAUUUUUGGUUUCAAAUGAAGAAAUGCAUAAGCAAAUACUGAUGACUAUAGGUUUGGAGAACCUGUGUGAAAAUCCCUACUUUAGCAAUCUAAGGCAAAACAUGAAAGACCUUAUUCUACUUUUGGCCACAGUGUCUUCCAGCGUGCCCAACUUUAAACGCUACGGAUUUUAUUGUGGCGGUGCCGAACAGAUUAAUGACAUUCACAAUCAAAGUUUGCCACAAGAAAUUGCAAGGCACUGCAUGGUUCAGGCCAGGUUAUUGGCUUAUCGAACUGAGGAUCAUAAAACAGGAGUUGGAGCAGUCAUUUGGGCAGAAGGCAAAUCUCGAACUUGUGAUGGAACAGGCGCGAUGUACUUCGUAGGAUGCGGUUAUAAUGCUUUUCCUGUUGGAUCUGAGUAUGCUGACUUCCCACACAUGGAUGACAAACAGAAAGACAGAGAAAUAAGGAAAUUCAGAUACAUUGUACAUGCAGAACAGAAUGCCUUGACAUUUAGGUGUCAAGAAAUAAAACCAGAAGAAAGAAGUAUGAUUUUUGUGACAAAGUGCCCAUGUGACGAGUGUGUACCUUUAAUUAAAGGUGCAGGCAUAAAACAAAUCUAUGCAGGGGAUGUGGACGUUGGAAAAAAGAAGGCAGACAUCUCUUACAUGAGGUUUGGGGAACUUGAGGGUGUUAGCAAAUUUACUUGGCAGCUGAAUCCAUCAGGAACUUGUGUUCUUGAACAAAAUGAGCCUGAAGGCAGAGAGAACGGUGUGUUGAGACCUGAGGCCCCGGAUGAAGAGCAGCACCAGAACAAGAAGCUGCGUCUUGGAAAACACUGAGAAGUCCCGUCUACACCGGAGUGAAGGCCUCGAGACUUUUUGUUGUACUUUUUAAAUUCAGCCUUGUUAACUCAGAAAAUAAGGAUGGAUUUUGUGAAGAAUUGAAAAAUUUUUUAAGGAUGCUAAUUUAUUACUAGCAUAUGAGUGAUGUUAAUAAGAAUAUUUUAUUUUAGAUUUAUUUUUGUGUUUUCCAGAUGAUAGUGCUAUGUUCUUUUAUUACACUAAAUGGGGUUGCAAUAGUGUAAUGAGACCAGUUUAACUGUUGCCCAUGGGAACUGAUUUCUCCUUGUCUUAGCCUUAUAUUAGCCAGUGUGAAAGAGACUGGGUCACUGGAAGUCACAUCUCAGCAGCGAAUUGCACACUUUUUAAGUAGUGAUUCCUUUGGGUUAUGAAGGUGAUAAUUCGUAAGUUGCUCCAGGGAAAUAAGUGAUGACUUCGCCUUCUUAAGUCAGUGUGUGGCUCAUCGAAAGUACACAUUUAUACCCAAAGCUUUUAAUAAUCAAAAUUUACUUCAUUAGAAUUGAAUCCUAAAAAUGAAGUUGGUGGCCCUGGUCUCCAUUAUAAAAGUAUAUUCCUAACAAAGUUAUUAAUUUUUCUUAAAUCUUUCAAUAUGUAGAAAUCACAAUGAUUUUGGACUCGGGUGUUAUAUUACUGAUUUGGGGUAGUAAUAGGAAGAGAAUAUUAUUCUGAGACAAUAUUACUAUUUGAUAUCACCGACCCUUGAAAUCACUAACAAUGAUUCUCAAAUUUGGGUAUGAUGUUAACAGAGAAGACAUAUUUUAAUCUGGAACAUUGAAACUACCUUUUGAAUUCCAUUCGUAAAUGCUGCCCAUUUUUCCCUCCAUAUAAUUAACACAGAGUGUCUCGUGGCUUUGAAUGGAAGGCCUUUUAAAAAGUUUGCAAACCUUAAGAAUACUAAAAAUCUUGAAAGUAAACAUUGGGGUCAAUUCAGUUACAUUCUAAAUUGCGUUUUGUGAGUCCUCUCAUUUUUAUUUGCUGAGAAACUUGCAGAAGAUUAGUCCAAAGAUGGAGGUACCUGUUUUCUACUUUCCUGGAGUUAGUGAGGAGUUGCAUGGCCCAUGGCUCCCAGGCCUGGGGUGUGACGUCCUGAGGAAUGGCUCCCCUGACCGUGGAGAAGUGAUCAGCUUUGCCUCUGCUCUUGUCCUUUCCUUUCCAUGGCCUCACGAGGCCUCCUGCCAGUUUCUCAGAAUUGUACACAGGACAAUCCAAAUGUUGCCCCGAUGCGCCUGCUCGUACAGCAGCCUGCUUAGGUCCCCUGGGAGAUCAAAGUCACCAUAGCAGGCAGUUGAGAACUGCCAAAGUUGUUUUAACACAAGAUGCGGGGUAUAGAAUAGAGAGGGAGGGGAAGAAAGAUACCCUUAGAGACAACUAAGGCUAAUUUGAAAACCAGUAGUUACCAAUUCCUCAAUAUUGCUCAACAUGAGAAUACUGAGGGGCUGGUCCCAUGGCUGAGUGGUUAAGUUUGCACACUCCACUUCAGCGGCCCAGGGUUUGGGCGCAGACAUGGCACCACUCAUCAGGCCACACUGAGGUGGCGCCCACAUAGCACAACCAGAGGUACGCACAACUAGAAUAUACACCUAUGUACUGGGGGGCUUUGGGAAGAAGACAAAAAAAAGAAAAUACUGAGAUUUGCUUACGUCCUCCAAUUGCUUUAAUAUAUUGAUUAUACAUGCUUAAGUUCAUCUUAGAUUUGUUGUUUUUUACUAAUAUGUCAACUACAUCAAAUAUUUUGUAAAUCAAUCAACAAAUAUUUUGUAAGACCCCAAAGCCUGGUAUACUGCCAGGUUUAUGGAUUUAUGUCUUGGGCAUUGGGGGGGAUAUCAGAAGGGAGAAACAUACAAAUAGGAAAAGCUACAAUUAGGAAAUAGAAAAUUGAUAUUUCCAUAGCACCAUUAAAAUGGUCAUGAUAAGGCCAUAUUUCCUUCUAUACAACUGUUCAGAUUUCAGCCUUUAUUGAGAGUUUACUAUGUAGUACCAGAAGGAAAGCGCUCUCUCUAUAUAUCUAUAUAUAAAUUGUUUAAACUGCUGAAUCCAGUGCCUACAACAGUGCCUGGCACAUAAUAGGCAUUCAGUGAAUAUUUGUUGAUUGAUCAAAUGACUCCUGGAUGUUGGCUAGACCCUGGAGAUGAGAUGUGUAACAAGCACACCCUGAUCUCAAGAGCUCACAGUCUCAUGGAAGCUACAAGCAUGUAAUCAAGUAACAGAGAAUGAUUCCCAGAGUGGGGUCCCUGGACCAGCAGCAUUAGCAUCACCUGGGGACUGGUUAGAAAUGCACCUUCUUAGGGUCCACCCAGACCUGUUGAGUCAGAAUCUCUGGGAGUGGGGCCCAGCAAACUGCAUUUUCACAGACCUUCCCGGGGAUUCUGGUGGUUGAGAACCACCCUGCAGAUGUGAGUAUAGGAGCAGUGGUGGCACAAAAGAGGCCAAGCAUAUGCUCUGCUGAGCGUGGAGAAAGGGCCUAGUAGAAGUGGAGGUGCUUAUGGUGGGUCCUGAACGGGGCACAGGGAGGGGCCGGACAAGCGGUGGGGAUGAGAUGAACUUCUGAGAGAAAGUAAUGGCUUAGAUGGACGGUCCCACUGGGAAGUAGGGAAGGGAAGUGAGUGGGGAGGCCCACAGAGAGCUGAGCUGUACCGUGAGCCCCCAGGGCAGCAAAAUUGACUUAAGUCUAGCAAUUCACAGUCAAGAGGCUUCAUCCCUUAGCCUGAGAAAUCAGAAUUUGCACUUAAACAAAUAUCCAAUGUCUUCCUUAAUUUCAAAGAUUGGGAAGUUAAUAGUAAGUUGUAAUUUGAAAAGAAUAGCUUGCAUUUGUUUACUGCCAAGGGACAGUAGAGUAUGCUGAGACGAGGUGGGGUGAGCAUGGGCCAGGUUCACUCCACACCUGUCACGUCAGAUGCACACAGGUUUGUGUGUACUGCUGUGUUGUAUUACUGCUGAAGCCUUUUAGUUUAUCCAGCUUUUCUUUGGGUUUUUCUUCCUCCGUUACUUAUUGAGUUUGAAAAUAUACCUUUCUCUCAUAAAUCUUCCUCAUUUUACACAUGAACAUUCUGCUUUAGGAUCUGCCACAACACUCUGCCUUUGACCCACCCUAGAGCAAGCAGCAUUGAACACCAUUUUUUAAAGUCCUGGUCCUGCCGUUAGCGGCCACUUGGCAUCUAGCUGAGGCUGUUACUGUUGCUUGUUAGGAUUAAGCAUCAGGUUAGUACUUUCAUUCAGGUGUAACAUUCCUGAAGUCUUUUCAUUUUUUUGCUAUCAUUAAAUUAUAACGUAUUUAAGACAUAUCAAAAAAGUAUAAAGAAAUAGUUAUGACAAAUACUCAUGUACCAAGAUGCAGGAUUAACUAUAUUAACACUCGGAGUCUUGGUCAUAAGGAAUUCAGUCCUCUUGUGAGAUCUAGGUUAGAGCCUGCCUUUGCAUCUUUUCUACGUUUGCUCUCUGGGGCACAUCCUCACUUCCUGAAAAAACGUCCAUGCUCAGGCAGGACCGGUGUUUCAGAGGCAGCCAGAGAGCCUCUCAGAGCCAUUGCCAAGGGAGCUAUGAUUACGCCUCCUUCUGAGAGACUUUAUAACCAGUCUGUUUCAUUGACUUCAGUACCUUUUGAUGGUCAGAUUUCUUCGUUCUCCUUGCCUGUGAUACUUUUCCUGGUAGGAAAAGAUAACCAGCUGCUCCAACCUGGGUGACCCAGUUCUGGUUAGCAGGGGAGGUGUAUUGGCCCAGAGUCUCUGUGGGUUUUCUAACUUCUUUGUAGCUGAGCAUAUGGGUCUCCUACCACUUGUACUGCAGCCCGUUGUGCAACACAGUGAAGGAAGUGUCCUAACUCGGGUCGCGGAGGCUUGCUUCACCUCCCAGAGAAGGUGACUCUGAGUUACGGCUCAGGCCACCUCCAUGACAUGCUGACUCUGGAGCUUAGGCCUCUUGUUUCAGGCCGACAUGUAGGUGUAUGGUACCAUUCAUUCUAGUCCUGAGCACCCACAGGCCACACGCUGUGCGAGACUCUCUGCUCUAAAUCGAAACUGUAAUUUGCUUUGGACAUUUUUUAAAAUAAAAGAAAUUAAAUUUUUACUAUCAAA